AUGUCAGAAGAAUAUCCUCCGAAAAGCAUUGUUCUCGCUAAGGUGAAAGGAUACCCUGCAUGGCCAGCUAUGGUUUUGGAUGUUGACUUGUUGCCGCCACAUAUUCUCAAUAAACGACCCAAAAAUAAACAACACGAACCAACGCCAAAUAUCUUGCCCAUAAAAUUUUUCAGUGAUGAUACGUAUAUAUGGAUCAAAACAGGUGACAUCAAGCCAUUGAGUAAGGACGAUAUAGCUGCACACUUUGUUCAAAGUUCUCAAAAGAGGAGGAAAGAUACUGUGUUAGAUCGAGCAUUUGAGCUAGCUAAUGAUCCGUUAGAUAUGGAGAUAUUUAUCAAGUACGGAUCGAAAGGAGAGCCAGAAUUUACAGAACUAGACGAGGAGCAAGAGCAAGAAGAUGAUGAUCUUGUAGUCAAGGUUCCCGCUCGCAAGAAGCAAAAAGUUGCUACUCCCAAACAGGCUAAAGUGGUUGACAAGAAAACGCUUGCUGAAGAAAAGAAAGAAGCUGAGAGGAAGUUGUUAGCACAAUAUGAUUCUGACUGGGGCUUACAAGAUUUCAACAAGUACAGUGUCACUCAGGGCAAUUACAUUUUUGACAGCCUAGAAGAGCAAAAAAGUGUUUUUGCAAGCAUACCAGACAUUGGUGGAUUUUCGUCUCUUUUUGACAAAGCCAUCGACAAGUUUAGAAAAAUCGAGGAAGAAGUUCUUGAACAGUUACUAUCUGAGGAUGUGUCAAACACUGAUGAGCUUUGCCAAUUAUUGACUCUGUUUCUGAAUUUGGUUAGCAAAGUGCCAAGGUCUGUGAUAACCAAGAGUAGGCUAAUCAGAGCACUAAUUGUGGACCAAAGGAAACACUCCCCUGGCGAUCAUGGCCAGCUUGAUUUUAAGGAAAAGACCAGCAAGAUUUUGAAGAGAUUGGGCAUUGAAGUUAGGGAGAAUACCGAAGAGGAGCUUGAAGUCAAGAGCGAGGUGAGUACAGCACAGUCUACUCCAGAAGUAAUCGAGUCUAUCCAGGAAGAAGAAGUCGAAGUAAAAGUGGAACCAGACACUGUCAACUUUGUAAACUCGCCCUUGAAGCAUGAAGUUCAGACUAACGGCAAUUAA
This is a messenger RNA of Lodderomyces margitis, 1104 nucleotides long. RefSeq lists its product as uncharacterized. The coding region runs from base 1 to 1104 and encodes 367 amino acids. NCBI's taxonomy places the organism in Eukaryota, Fungi, Ascomycota, Pichiomycetes, Serinales, Debaryomycetaceae. The record is from RefSeq and is a predicted model, not a curated record. The transcript has a single exon.